This is a messenger RNA of Anguilla rostrata (American eel), 7232 nucleotides long. It is a transcript of the gene zmym4.1, whose product is annotated as zinc finger MYM-type containing 4, tandem duplicate 1. The record is from RefSeq and is a predicted model, not a curated record. The transcript is spliced from 32 exons. Gene Ontology annotation, molecular function: zinc ion binding. NCBI's taxonomy places the organism in Eukaryota, Metazoa, Chordata, Actinopteri, Anguilliformes, Anguillidae. The coding region runs from base 651 to 6080 and encodes 1809 amino acids.
CAAGCGCGGCAGAGGCGUAAGUUGCCCGUGAUGUUGCAGUGAGCCUGCGCAAGAGGGUAAGGUUGAAAGCUGCAGUUUAGCAGAGGCCAAAUUAAAGUAAGCACAAAGCAGCCACAAACUUAAUAUAGCAUCUAUCGCCCCUUAUGAGGCUCCCGUUUGUUCGACGCUAUCCGAUACCCAGCCAAAGACAGAGUGGUUGAGCAAAAAGCGUUGUGUUCCAGUUGGUGCCCAAGAUUUGAAGCGCUAGUUCGCAAAUCACCGCCUAUCUCCGCUCUAUCGCCUACCUCUGAAGGGGGAGUGCGUGGUGUGCGGAAGUCCUGAACGGGAUUCCAGCUUUGUUGUACAUAGUAAGGUGCUGGAAUUACUCCGGGCACUGAGUGUUUCAGCGGGAUUCGGGUGCAGAGAACGUAAACAUGGCGGAAUUCGAAAACACGACGCACUCCGAGGUGUCCAAGACCCUUCGGCUUCCCCUCCCCCACGUGGUGCGUGCAGCAGUUCCAGUGUGUGGGUAUGUUAAGCGCGGGGAGCACAAUGGUCAGUCGUGGAACACCUAUCCUUAAUCUGAGCGCGAGCCCGUGGUCGUCAUCCACUGUCCAAAGCCUGUAAGAAGGGUGAAGUGAUCACCACAAAGUUUCUACAAGAUUCACACUAUGCCACGAUCAAAGGAUAUUCCACAUGAGAUGAGGAAAAAAGUUAUUGAAAUAUAUCAGUCUGACAAGAGUUACAGAGUCAUUUCUGAGGCUGUGGGAGUCCACCGAAGCACAGUGAGAGCCAUUAUCGCCAAAUGGAAAAUACUUGGAACAGUAGUGAAUCGUCCCAGGAGUGGCCGACCUGCCAAAAUUUCUCCGGGAGCACAGCGACAACUCAUCCAGGAAGUCACAAAAGAUCCCAGAAGAACAUCCAAUGAACUGCAGGCCUCUCUAGCUUCACCUAAGCUCGUGGCAGAGACUCUGGACACCCCAGCUGGACCCACACAAGAAGUUUCUGAUGUGGAGAUGCAAACGGAUGACAGUGAGGAGGAUUUGAAACCCAUGGUCCUCAACCCUGCCCUUUCUUCAAAAGCCAGCAAUAAAACAGGAGUGGCUAUAGGGGAGGGCGAGGUGGAGAGCAAGGACAUUGCAGGACGCAUCUUGGAGCCACUAGUUGGUGACGCGGGAGCGGGCAGAGAGAAGGACAGCAGGGAAGAGAAGGACAGCAGGGCAGAGGAGGACAGCAGACCCACAGAGACAGAGAAGGACAGCAGACCCACAGAGACAGAGGAGGACAUUGCGGCGACUCCACUAGGGAGAGGGAGCAGACCCACAGAGACAGAGAAGGACAGCAGACCCACAGAGACAGAGAAGGACAGCAGACCCACAGAAACGGAGAAGGACAGCAGACCCACAGAAACGGAGAAGGACAGCAGACCCACAGAGACAGAGAAGGACAGCAGACCCACAGAGACGGAGAAGGACAGCAGACCCACAGAGACGGAGAAGGACAGCAGACCCACAGAGACGGAGAAGGACAGCAGACCCACAGAGACGGAGAAGGACAGCAGACCCACAGAGGCGGAGGAGGACAGCAGACCCACAGAGGCGAUGGACAGUGCCAGUCUCCCUGUGACCGCAUCCCUUGCCAUGCUACCCAGUGUGCCCUCUUCCUCAAAGGAGAUGGGCGGGGCUGCGGUAAAACGAGCAACCGAACCGAAGGAGAGACUUGGUGCAGGAGAGGAGUCGGAGCAGGUCCCCAUGGUCCAGGUCACGGAGGAAGAAUGCCAAAUGGACACUUUGCCCAGCAUGUCUCUGGACAACUCCAGCACGGAAAUUCAUGUGGAGAAGGACACAAAUGUGCAAACAGCGGCAGGCAAAGAUGCUCAGGCAAAGAGUCAGGAUAUGCAGAUCAACCAACAGAUGGACGGCAAGAAAGAUCAGGUCUCAGGCGAAGACACAGCUCUCAGAACCAGAGAGGCUGAGGAGCACUCUUUGGAUCGGGUGGAGGCCUGUGGUGUGUCCACAGGCAGUAUCAGGAUUGAUGUGGCUGGACCUUCGCUGGACAGACAGCCACCCUCUUCACCAUUACCUACAACCCUCCCCAUCCACAAUAGAACAAAACCACAGGAGACGGAGACAGAAGCAAGAGGGAAACCGGUAGACGAGCCCUGUCAGGAAGUUGAGAUGAGGGACUCGCAAACAGUGUCAGACUCCCCACCUGUGAAGAUUAAGGAUGAACCAGUGGACGAAGAGUAUGACCAUGCCCUUGUCCCCCAGAGUACCCCAGGGGGAAUCAAGGAUGAACCCGACACCACAGAGGAGUUUGGCCUGCAGCACAAGACCCCGGAGGAACUGAAGAUCAGCGCUGUGUUCUCUGUGGGAGGAAAUGCGGCACCAGGAGUCCCAGUUUCCAUUGCCCAGCCUGUGAAGGAGGCGGCUCCCCCUAAGAUGGUCAGUCUGACCACGCCUCCGGCCCCUAACCCCGCCCCUAACCUCGCCCCUAACCUCGCCCCAGCGCCCCCUCUGACCUCGGUGCGGGUGUCCUGCUCGGGCUGUAAGAAGGUCCUUCUGAAGGGGCAGACGGCCUACCAGCGCAAAGGCUCCUCUCAGCUCUUCUGCUCCACCAUCUGCCUCACAAGCUACACUCUGCCCACCAUAAAGUCCGUGCUGAAGAAGACCUGCCACUACUGCCUGAAGGACAUUGAGAACCCAAAGGAUGUGAUCAUCGCUCCUGUGGACAUGGCUGGGACAGUCAAGGACUUCUGCAGCCAGUCCUGCCUGUCCUCCUUUGACUUUAAGAGGAAGACGGCCGUCUCCACGCUGUCCUCCGAGGGCGUGACCAUCAAGUGCAGCGUGUGCAACAAUAUGGCCGUCAUUCGGCAUGAGGUUAACUACCAGGGAACGGUGCACAAGCUGUGCAGUGACUCCUGCUUCACCCGCUUCCGAUUCUCCAACAACCUGACCAUGAAUUGCUGUGAGAACUGCGGGGGUUACUGCUACAGCGGGAACGGCCACUGCCACGUGCUGCAGAUAGAGGGCGCCAACAAGAAGCUGUGCAGCCCCAGUUGCGUCACCGCUUACAAAAUGAAGAGUGUUAAGGUGACUCCCUGCGCGAUAUGUCGCACGCUGCGCUCCUCGGCUGAGAUGGUGGAGCACGUCACCUCCUACGGCAAGACGGAGCUCUUCUGCAACUCCAGCUGUGUGACUGCUCACAAAGUGCAGUCUGCCAGCACCUCAGCUCGUCCCGCACACCAUUCACAUCGUCUGCCUGGCGUGUGUGUCAAUGCAGGCACGGUGUUGCCGUGCAACCAGUGCAAAGUUUCAGCGGUGCCGCAGUACCACCUGGCCAUGUCCGACGGGUCCAUGCGCAACUUCUGCUCCUACGGCUGCGUCAUCAACUUCCAGCAGACAGCGUUCAACAAGGCUUCCACUCAGAGCCCUCUCAGUGUCGUCCCCUCGUCUGUCCUGGCCACCACCACGACUCUGCCCCAACCCGUGGUCACCAGCGCUGCCACCUCCGACUCUGCUCCACCUGCCCCUGCUCCAUCACAGCCCGUCGUGAGGGGGCAAAUCCGGCUCUCCUGCAAGCACUGCUACCGCCUCUUUGCCUCCAAACCUGAGCUUUUUGAGUUCAAGGGUCAGAUGGUUCAGUUCUGUGGGAAGACGUGCUCUGAAGAGUUUAAGAAGGUCAACAUCGUCAUGGCUCGCUGCGAGUACUGCAAGAUCGACAAGGUGGUCAAAGAGGUCAAAAAGAUCAACAAGCUGGACUGCUCUUUCUGCAGUGAAGGCUGUAAACUGCUCUACAAACACGACCUGGCCAAGCGCUGGGGGAAUCACUGCCGGACCUGCGCCUACUGCAGCAACACGUCCCAGCGGGUCAUCCAGAGCCAGUUCGGCAGCAAGCUGGAGGAGUUCUGCAGCGACGAGUGCAUGUCCCACCACACCGUGCUCUUCCUCCAGAUGUCGAAGUGUGACGCGUGCAAGCGGCAGGGGAAGCUGAUCGAGUCGCUCAAGUGGCUGGGGGAGAUGAAGCACUUCUGCAACCUCCACUGCCUGCUGCAGUUCUGCAGCCAGCAGGGCACCGGCACCCCGCGGGCCAGAGCCACGCCCGUCGCCACGGCGCCCCAGGGCACCGCCACGCAAGCACCUGUCGCUAUUGCCCCUGCCCUGCCUCCUACAGCCAGCCUGGAGAUCCCAGCCCCCUCUAAUCUCGCAUCCAAGGAGGCCACGCCCGUCAUCGCCAACGUCGUCUCGCUCGCCAGCGCCCCCACUGGGCAGCCCAUGGUCUACGCCAACACUGCCCUUCAAGGAGCUGUUCCCGUGACUCCUGCGAAGGUCAUUGAACAUGCCAGCACGCAGACGGACGCCCUGAAGCUGCCCCCGGCCCCGCCCGUCCGAGUGCUGAAGAACAAGGCUCUGCUCUGCAAACCCAUGAGUCAGAACAAGGGCACCAUCUGCAAGCCUCACACACAGAGCACAGAGACACAGACCGACGAGAACUUCCCGAGAGUCAUCGUGCUGCCCGUUCCUGUGCCCGUCUUCAUCCCCGUGCCCCUGCACAUGUACACCCAGUACACCCCGUCUGCGUUGGGCCUGCCCGUCCCGGUCCCGGUGCCCAUGUUCCUGCCCACCACGCUGGACAGCGCCGAGCGCAUCGUGGAGACCAUCCAGGAAAUCAAGAACAAAAUCCCCUCCAACCCCUACGAGGCCGACCUCAUCCUCAUGGCCGACCUGCUGGCGGAGGAGGACGAGGAGAAGGAGAAGCCCCUCUCUCACGGAGAUCAGGGCAGCUCCUACAGUGGAGACCUGGAGUCAGAGGCCGUGUCCACGCCUCACAGCUGGGAGGAUGAACUCGCCACCACUGCCCACAAACACGGCCGCGCUCCUGACCAGGACGGGGCCCCCACACCUGCCACACCCUCACCCCCAUCCCAGCUGGACCUGGAGGCCGACUUCCCCUUUGAGUCCUCGGACCAUUCGACAGCCCCGGCAGAGGACAGCGAGGCGUCGCCUUUGAAACCUCGUGUUCGAAGGAGGGCUCGAGAUGGCUUCCCACCGAGGAAGAGGGGUCGAAAGCGGUCCAGUCCAGCGGCAGCAACAGCAGCAGCAGCAGCAGCGGCAGGCCAGCCGCGCGAUGCUCCGCCCCCUGCUGGCGGUUUGAGGCUGCACCACCAGUACGGGGUCAAUGCCUGGAAAACCUGGGUCCAGUGGAGGAGCACGCAGCCUGACGUGGAGAAGCCCCGAUUCGGCGCGCGGCCCAUGGUGCUGAAGGAGGACCUGCUGCAGUGCAGCACGGCGGAGCUCAGCUACGGUCUGUGCCGCUUCAUCGGCGAGGUGCGCCGGCCCAACGGCGAGCCCUACACCCCGGACAGCAUCUUCUACCUCUGCCUGGGCAUCCAGCAGCACCUGUUUGAGAACGGGCGGCUGGAGAACAUUUUCACUGACCUGUUCUACGGCAAAUUCACCGCGGAGAUCACCAGACUCCUCAAGGACUGGAAGCCCACUGUACUGCCCAGCGGUUACCUGUGUUCCCGUGUGGAGGAGGAGUACUUGUGGGAGUGUAAGCAGCUGGGGGCCUACUCCCCCAUCGUGCUGCUCAACACGCUGCUCUUCUUCAGUGCGAAGCUCUUCCGCAUGAAGACCGUCGCUCUGCAGCGCCGCCUCUCCUUUGCCCACGUGAUGCGGUGCACCAAGACCCGGAAGAACAACCGCAAAACCAGCUUCCUGCGCUUUUACCCCCCCGCGCCCAAGGAACCCACAAAUGCAGCUGAGAAGGCGGUGGUGCCUGCAAAGAGGAAAAAGGAGGAUGAGCCAGAAGACGAAGUGCUGGAGAUGCCAGAGAAUACAGAAAACCCCCUGCGCUGUCCCGUUAGACUUUAUGAGUUUUACCUUUCUAAGUGCUCAGAUUCUGUGAAACAGCGCACAGACCUGUUCUACCUGCAGCCAGAGCGCUCCUGUGUGCCCAAUAGCCCGUUGUGGUACUCCUCUGUACCGCUGGAGGACAGCACCAUGGAGACCAUGCUCACCCGUAUCCUCACCGUGCGGGAGGUGCACCUCGAAGUGGAGCCCUCGCAGAAGUCUGCCUCUGAUGCCGAGACCUCUGAGUGACAGGAGACAUUUAAAAAAAAAAAAAAAAAGAUGUGUGCUCUGCAUACAAGUAGAGAUGGGCAUUGACACGCAUUACAAAUAUUCAUUCAUGCACACACAAGCGUGUGCAUGCAGUCACAAAUUCUGACAUCAGUGGUAGUGGCGACCAAUGGAGAAACGGGUGCAUUUCUCCCAUCCCUGUCCUCCUGGACCAACGAAGAGUGGCACCAGUGGAUUGAGUUACCAUGGAAACCCCCACAGUUUAAUUAUUCAACGGCCAUUUUGUCCUGUGCGUCAAGUGACAUUAUGAGUGGCUUUUAUCUGAAUGGUUUAAAUAUGUGAUUGCUAUGAACUCAACUGCUCUUUUGUAAUGAGAAAUAAACCCAAUGACUUGUGGUCAAGCUCACACAUGCAGUCAAGUAUGUAUUGUUAGCAGGGUGAAUGUACAACCCUCCCAGACAUUGUUGUGCAGACUAGGCCUUUGUCCCAUUCUGAAUAAUUACAGGUUUUUGAAUGUAUAGAGGGUGUGGAUAUUGGUAGACUCAACCUUUUCCACCAGCUCCCUUAAAAACCAGAUUGUUUUGGGACAGACGUGGCUUGGACUUCACUAGAACACCAGUGUUUCAUUGAUUUCUGAAAUUUCUGGAGGCAAUCCUGAAGUACUGUGAACCAUUAAGUGCUGAUGUUCUGUUCAGGAAUUUUGCCACACAAGUUGGACAGAGUCCACUUUGUGGGAACGAUGGGACUACGGAUCUCCCCUGUAAAUGGGCGCACACAACACAUAGUGGAAAAAUAACCAGUUAUUCCUGUGUACAAAUAUGAUGUAUUGUGUCUUGAACCUUCAUGGUUCUCCACACCAGUGUAUGAGGACAGUUUUAACACUGAAGAUCCCUGUACUGGUGUAACGGCUGCAAAAUUGCAUGUCCUAUAGAUGUAUCCUCCUGAAUGGGAGUGUAUAUUUUCAGUGGGCGAUGGACGACAGUUGUGUGUCAUUCAUGUGGAGUGACAAGCCAAUGUAUAGUUUGCUGUGUAAAUCGGUCUCAUUUAGCCCGUAAUGGUGGGAAUUCAAAGGAAUACAUUACAGAUGCAUUUGUCCUUCUGGUGGAUUUGGUCAGGUGGGACUGAAACUUUUGUAUUAUGUUCUUUUUUACAUAAAAGUCAGUGCUGAAAAUC